Paramecium octaurelia is the source of this 2219-nucleotide messenger RNA. The record is from the annotation of a GenBank genome assembly. NCBI's taxonomy places the organism in Eukaryota, Ciliophora, Oligohymenophorea, Peniculida, Parameciidae.
AUGAAAAUGUUACUUUGUAGUAUUUAGCUAAUUGUUUAAGAUUAAUCAAAGUAGAUAAUAUCAGUCUUUUAUAUCAUGAAGAAGCUAGAUUAAUUCAAUUGUAGGUUAUUUUUAGAAAUCUUCCAAACUUAACCUUUGAACUUUAAAAUCUAGCCAAUCUAGAUAAUUUAUGGGAUGAUGAUAUAAUUAAUUUUAAUGAAGCAGAGGAGGCAGUCUAAUCAAUACAAUUUUUUGAAAUCCAAGAAUAACUGCUGGUUGGUAAGCGGUUAACAUCAUUUAUUUCUUCAUGCUGAGUACAUAACAAUAUCCCCAGAAUUUUAGGCUCUAAUUCCAGCUGUAAUUUAUAAUUAAAUCAAUAAUAGAUCCCAUUAGUAUUACUAGAGGCACCUUAAUCGAUUAUUGACGAAGCGAGAGUUCAGAUUUAAACUAUAACUAAAAGAGCGCUAUUUGAAUAGUCAGUUGGUCAAAUUUAAUUUUUGUUGAAGUUGUAUGAUUAUUACGAAACUUGGAACAAAUUGAAUGGGUAUUAAGCAACCAUUCAAACUAUUUGGUCAGUUUUGAAUGGAUCUUUAUAAAUAACUUCUUUAUUUUAUUUUAGUAAUGAACCCGAUAUGUUUAUAUCUGCAUUAAUAGUUUUAACCGCAGUCAAUCCAAUUUUAUAGAUGCUAUCAUUUGCCAUAUUUUAAAAACGUGUAUUUAAAGCUUUUUCAACAUUAAAAUAGUUGGCUUAUGUUUUUUUCUUUGCAAUAUUUAACUUUUUAAAGAUAUGGGACAUAGUUAUGAUUUGUUUAUAUCUAGGAGUUGAAGACUUCACAGCAGAGGUGUCUAGAACUUUUAGUUCUGAAGCUUAUUUAAAGUUCAAAAGUUAUGCCUCCAAAUUUAAAGGUAGUAUAGCUACUUCAGUAUUUAAGUAUGACCUUGUCUAAAUUGAUCCCAAGGAUAUUUUUUAAAUUAAAAAUUAACCUUUCUAUGAGGCGGUAAUGUGGAGAGCAAAUGUUGAAGAAGUUUUGAAUAAAAUUCCUUAGUUCUUUGUCUAUAUUUUAUCAUUAUCAUCAACUCAAAUUGAUCCAUUAUGGAUUGCGUCAAUUUUUCAACAAAUAAAAGAAAGUAUUUAGGCAGUAAAAGAUAUAUUAGAGGUUGUAAUUAAAGACUAUUUUAUUCCAGCUUUAAUUUUAUGCAGCGUUUCAGUCGAUUAAUUCUUUUCAUCUAUGUUGUAUUUGAGCUCAAUAUCAAAUUAAAUACUUUUGGAAUAUCCUAAAUCCUUCUAAAUUGUUUCUAAAGUGUAAGAAUAGUAUUUAAGAGAAAAAUUUAUUUUUAAAAUUAAUUUGAAAACCUUAAAUUUUUCCAACUAUGCAGAUUUAAAAAAAUAGAAGAUGCUAGCAUAGUUUAGGUAUGUUCUUGCUUAAAUAAAAACAGUUUUAGAAAUUGAUUAAGCACAAAGAUUAUUUUGUAUGGGACCUGAAUUGAAUGAUUUGAUAAGAUGUUUAAAAGUUAGUCCUUUGUAUUAAUUAAAAUUGAAUUAUUACUUAGAUGAAAUAAAUCCUAUCCAUAUUCCUCAUAUUAAUGCAUUUAUUAAAAAUUGUCCUUAAAGAUUACAAUUUUUACAACUCUCAGUCGAAUCUAAAAAUUUUACAUAAAUGUCAUUUUGUGUUGGAAGGGCUGAAACUCUAAAAGCUUUUUCUUUUUCCUAUCUCUAAAUAAUAACUAAGCUAAUUCAUAAUCCUGCAGCUGUAGUUGGUUUAAUUAUGUUGAACAUAGAUCAAAAUUUUUUAAUUUUAGAUAGGUAUGAUUUUGAACAAUUAUAUUUUGAAAUAUUUGGUAAUCUUAUUUUAGAUAUUUGCAGGUAACUAUUUAAUAGAUUUACUUAAUAUUAAGUUUUCAAGGCUUCCGUUAUCAAUAAUAAUGAAGCCAUUCAGAAUUUUUAUUUUGUUUAAAAUUUAAUUAGUAAUUAUUUGGAAAUUCUAGAUCUCACUUUUGAAAAUAUUAGAUUAGAUUUUGGGGCAUUCUAAUUUACCAAUCUCAGUAUUUUCAAAAUGAUUUUAAUAAAGUGUGAAUUUGAUAGUAAGAGACUGAGGAACAUUUUAAACAAUCUAAAUAAUAGAACAAGGCAGGUUUAUAUAGAUAUGUCGUAAUGUUCAUUACGCUUUACGGCAAUUUAAUAGAGAGAAUUAGUGAGACAACUAGAACAAAGAAGGAUAGAUGUUUUCAUAAAAAUAUGA